AUGCACUUCUCUUCGUCCUUCCUCCUCGUCGCCCUGACCGGCGCGCGCGCAGCGUUCCUCGGCUCCCAGACUGCCUUCCCGCCUGCCGUUGAACAAUACGAUGAAGGCCUGUUCACCCCCAUGAACAGCCUCAGCUCCCUCUCGUCCGACGGAUUCACCACCCUGAGUUCGCACCCGGCGUUUCCCGCUGUCAGCGUGCGCAUCAAGAAGAGCACGUUUUGCGACGGGUCUGCCGCGGCGUACACGGGUUAUAUCGACGUCGAGGCCCGGCAUCUUUUCUUUUACUUCUUCGAGAGUCGGAGCGAUCCUGACACCGACGAUGUGAUAUUUUGGACGAACGGCGGUCCGGGGUGUAGCUCGAGCCUCGGGCUGUUCAUGGAACUCGGACCAUGUCGCAUCUUGGACGAGAACGGACCCAAAUACCACCCGGACAGCUGGAACACCAACGCGAACAUCUUCUUCAUCGACCAGCCUGUCGGCGUGGGCUACUCAUACGCGGAAUACGGCGAGUCUGUGAGCACCACGGAGGAAGCCGCGAAGGACAUCGCUGCCUUCGUGUUCGUCUUUUUCGAACAUUUCAGCCAGUUCAAGGGCCGUGGCUUCCACAUGGCCGGUGAAUCGUACGCUGGCCGAUAUAUCCCGGUGUUUGCUGCGGAGGUGUACGAUCAGAACGCCAAGCUCAUCGAGGCCGGACUCACGCCCAUCAAUUUGAAAUCGGUCAUGAUCGGAAAUGGUCUCACGGAUAUGUAUCAUCAGAUAAGCUCAUCGUUUGAGAUGCAGUGCACCUCUGCCUCGGUUCCUCCGGUCUCGUCAAUUGGUGAUUGUGUGCGAAUGAAGCAGAUGAUCCCCCGUUGUGAGGAACGGCUGAGGAAGUCGUGUGUGGACCGGUUUGACCCGAUCGACUGUGAAUCUGCGGCGGAAUUUUGCAACGACCACAUCGGAUCGUCAUUCUGGAAUUUGAGUGCGAUUUAUCCCGUCCGUAAAAUGUUCACAGUCUCAUUUGGGGCAGAUCUCAACCCAUACGACAUCUCCAUGUCUUGCUCACCUGAAGAGAUGUCCGAGAGCCUGUGCUACGCAGUCACCAAACACAUCAGCAACUUCUUGUCCGCACCAUCGACCCGUGACGCGCUGGGAGUCUCUCCGCUAGUUCCGAUGAAUUUUUCGUCCUGCUCUAACACUGUGAACAUGGCUUUCACCACGCAGCUCGACAUGCUCCAUCCGACGCAGCACUACAUCGCGGGCCUGCUCGAGCGGGGCGUGCGCGUGCUGAUCUACGUCGGGACGUACGACUGGAUCUGCAACUGGGUCGGCAACGAGCGCUGGACGAACGCCAUGGAGUGGAGUGGGCAGGACGAGUUCGCCGCACAGGCUCUGCGUCCGUGGGCGGUCAAAGGCACGAAUGCGACGGCCGGGAUGGUGCGCAAUGCCAAGGGCCUGACGUUUUUGACCGUCGACGCUGCAGGACAUAUGGUGCCGUAUGACAAACCCAAGGAGUCAUUGGACAUGUUGCAGAGAUGGCUGGCGGAGGAAAAAUUCUAGAGUGUUUGUAGCUAGUAAUCUUCCCUUUUCAACUUGCCCAAGGCAUCAACAGUUUUUUUGUGACCUUCCAUCAUCUCUCACUAGCAACGAUGUUUGUUCUCUGCCCAAUGCCAUGAAGUAUAUCGG
Mycena citricolor is the source of this 1665-nucleotide messenger RNA. The record is from the annotation of a GenBank genome assembly. NCBI's taxonomy places the organism in Eukaryota, Fungi, Basidiomycota, Agaricomycetes, Agaricales, Mycenaceae.